Molecule: messenger RNA, 1421 nt
Organism: Schistosoma intercalatum
Lineage: Eukaryota; Metazoa; Platyhelminthes; Trematoda; Strigeidida; Schistosomatidae
Source: the annotation of a GenBank genome assembly
GAACAAACUGUGUCCUUGAGUGGGCCGCCUCCGCCAAAUUAGGUUUUUUCGCCAUGUCGGGUAGGACUGCCCUGUUCGGAAGGCCUCAGCAAUCUCAAACACGACAUUUAUUGCAAUUCAAAGCAGGGAAAAUGACGAUUGGUGACGAUAACUGGGUUCAUGCUGACCCUCGCAAGGGAUGGGUGUAUGUUUAUCAGUCCGGGGACGGAAAGUUACACUUCUGUUGGAUCGAUCGCAAGACGUUUCUUGUUGAAGAUAAUUUCGUCAUUAAUGCCAAACAGGCUGAGUUUCAAAAGAUUCCACAAUGUACAACGGGUAGAGUUUAUCUUCUUAAGUUCAAAGGUCCCAAACAUUUUUUCAUCUGGAUGCAAGAACCCAACGGAAAAAAUGAUAGUGACAUUUGUUCAAGAAUAAACGACUACAUUAGGUCUCCACCCGCACAAACUACAACACUCUCAAGUGACUGGCUUAGUCGUUUUGAAAGUCUUAACCAACUUUCUCACAGCGAUAUUCUGGCUUUGUUGUCGAUGGGGGUAGGGCUUGGAGGUGGAUUAACUUCGGAAUCUGAUAUAUCAUCUGCUCAAGCAAAUGCUGUGACAAUCGGGCGUCAUUUAAAUACGGGACACCUAGAUGAAUCUAAUGUAUCUACAUCUGUCAUUGGGACUACUGCCACACCAUCUUCAGGAACUUCAUCCACUGGCGGUAACUCUCUACGCCCAUCUACAACCGAUAAACGACUUGAAGCUGGGAAAAUACAACUUCAGGACUUGAGAAAUAUCCUCUCAUCAAUCUCUACUGGAAUACGGAGUUCACCAAAUGAUGCAAAGGUAGAAUUAAACGAUGUCUUAAACGUAGAUAACUUACACUCACUUUUGAAUAAGCCGGAUAUUCAAGAAAGAUUGUUGCCUCAUCUUCCUCCUCUGGAUCCUGAAUCAGCGAGUACAAAUGACUUGGAAAAUAUCACUGCAAACAUUCAGUCAUCUCAGUUCAAAACCACUUUGAAAUCCUUCUCAGCUGCUUUUCGAACAGGUGAACUUGCCCCUGUUUUGGCUCAAUUCAAUUUGGGUAUAAAAGCCGAUGAAGCUGCAAGACGAGGUGACCUGGUGGCGUUUUCAAAUGCACUCCAAGGAAAAACGACUGAUACAACCUCUCAACCCUCAAAUGACAGCGGUUCGAAUGUCACCCAAAGUACGACUUCUCAGGAAUCACCAAAAGACAAGUCAGACCAUAAAAAGGAAGGAAAAACUAUUGCAAAUACUAAAGCUGAUAAAAAGGAUGAGUCUUUUGAUGACAAUAAAAUGGACACAGAUUGACCAAUGUCAAACCUGUAUUAGCUAAAACUUUAUUACAUAUAUUCAUUACACUGCGUUAAAUCGACUGAUUGAGGUUGAUUAAAAUUAUAUAUAUAUAUAUAUAUAUAU